AUGGUGGCGGCAGACAAAUUGGCACAGUGCCCCCCUAUCCGUUACUGGAGGAAGAAUGAUAAUGAGGCAGCUGCAGACCGAGUGAGGACGGCCGGGCUGGAGACCUCAGCACGAGUCUCAGGCUUGAGGCCUAGCACCUUGUACCACGUGGCGGUGCUGGCCUACAACAGUGCAGGGACUGGGCCCCCCAGUCCCACCACCACCACUGCCACCAAGAAACCACCUCCCAGCCAGGAGCCUGGCAAUGUUUCGUGGAGGUCUGAUGGAUCGUGGGUAACGGUGGUCUGGGAUCCUGUCAAGGCACUGAAGAAUGAGUCAGCCGUGAUGGGAUACAAGAUCCUGUACAAGCAGGAGGGUCAGGCAGUGCUGAAGGUCCUGGGUAAGGGGAAGACCUCCAUCCAGCUGCCCCUACCCCGAGACAACGGCUAUGCUGUGCUGGAGAUCCGAGCCUGGGGGGAAGGGGGUGACGGAGCCCCAAAAGAGGUCAUUGUCUCACGGGACUCAGGCACCGGCAUGAUGGUUCAGAACUCAGCAACAGAACAAACCCCUCUGCACACCGUCUUCAUCACCACCCUAGUAAUGCUCGCUCUCAUUGGAUUAUUGGAGCACUGACUCCAGCCUGAAUGAAACUCCUUGGUCGGACACACUUUUCUGACUUUUCAUAACAGGAUGAAUAUUUUUGUUGUUGUUUUUUUUUUCCUUUCUUUUAGAAGAUUUCAUAGUACUCUGAAGGCUGUUUUUGAGGCACCUAAUGACUUAUCAGGGUCUUCAGAAGGACUGACAAAUGUGAUUUAAACAAUCAUUUUGAUAGAAAUCUGC
Molecule: messenger RNA, 819 nt
Organism: Polyodon spathula (Mississippi paddlefish)
Lineage: Eukaryota; Metazoa; Chordata; Actinopteri; Acipenseriformes; Polyodontidae
Product: contactin-2-like
Exons: 5
Coding region: 1-612 (203 amino acids)
Molecular function (GO): protein binding
Source: RefSeq, a predicted model, not a curated record